AUGCCGCGUACCGGGCGAGUCGCCGGCAGUCCUCCGCCGUCGAUCGACGAGAAGGAACCCCCCGGUUCCACCCACAAAGAGCAUACCGACCCCGUCCCUGAAAAAGGCCUGGGGCUCCAGGCUGCUGAUGUUGAGACGGCAGCACAUGCGACUGGUGAUCCUGUCAAUAUCGACAAGGCGACGAACCGCCGUCUCUUCUGGCGGAUCAACCGUCGAAUUCUCGAUGGGAUGUUGAGGAUCGGCGGUAUCCUGGCCUGGGGUACGAGCCACUACAUCGGCCACGUCAUAUCCUGGAAAUUGCUCUUCCUUGUUCUUGGCGCCGCAACCUGUGCCUGGGGUCUCUUCCUGAGCUGGUACAUCCCCGACAGGCCGAUGAAAGCCAAAUGCUUCAGCGAGGCUGAGAAGCGGCUAAUGGUCGAGCGGGUGCGCGCCAACGACACUGGAAUCCAGAACAAGCAGUAUAAGCGCUAUCAAGCGGUCGAGGCGCUCAUGGAUUCAAUUGUUUGGUUAUGCGUGCUCCUCCAGCUGAGCAGCACCCUGGUUAUCGGUAGAUGGACGCAGUUGUUGAAUAUCGCGCAAGGCGGGGUGACCAUUGCCGUGAUGGUGGGUGGUGCGUCGCUGGCAACGUGGACGCGCCGGACGGUGAUGAUAAUGCAUCUGUGCACUUUCCCAGCUAUUGUCGGCACCGCCGUCAUCUACUCCAUUUCUCCUACCGCAGCAUCUAGAGUAGGCCUCCUGAUUGUCUUCUACUGCACGCAGUUCAUUCUCGUAGAGGGCAACCUCCUCUUCUCACUGAUAUCACGCAAUGUUGCCGGCCAGACCAAGAGGUCGACUGUGCUUGCGAUGACCUUUAUCGCUUGGGCUGCUGGGAACGCCACUGCUCCCCAGGUACAUACCGUAGCUACUCUCUUUCACUACCGCCUGUCUGUCAGCGCAGGUAUAACAGGUGAAACCACAUCUUCCAAUCUAGCGACGCCCCGCGUAUGUCUAUCAAGAAGGGUCGGUCAUCCUGGGGCGGGCAAGGCUGUGCUCCCAGUGGUGUUGCUCGAGCAGAUGGAAGGUGUCACCAUGUGCUUGUUUAGCAACCGGAUGCAAAUACCCGAACCAUCCAUAGGCACAGGCCGUAAUCUCAAGUAG
This is a messenger RNA of Aspergillus nidulans FGSC A4, 1137 nucleotides long. RefSeq lists its product as uncharacterized. The coding region runs from base 1 to 1137 and encodes 378 amino acids. Gene Ontology annotation, molecular function: transmembrane transporter activity. The transcript is spliced from 7 exons. NCBI's taxonomy places the organism in Eukaryota, Fungi, Ascomycota, Eurotiomycetes, Eurotiales, Aspergillaceae. Gene Ontology annotation, biological process: transmembrane transport. The record is from RefSeq and is a predicted model, not a curated record. Gene Ontology annotation, cellular component: membrane.